Molecule: messenger RNA, 780 nt
Organism: Rosa chinensis
Lineage: Eukaryota; Viridiplantae; Streptophyta; Magnoliopsida; Rosales; Rosaceae
Exons: 4
Coding region: 56-466 (136 amino acids)
Source: RefSeq, a predicted model, not a curated record
CACUGCAAAAGCAAUCGGGCAUUACAGAAACUCCAGAAUAAACCAACAACGAAGAAUGCUCGCCCUCCACAGAGCGGUCCGGCGGUUCCACGCUACCGCCGAUGCUCCGCCGCUCAUCAGAUUCGCCCUCCACGCGCCUAAAUAUGUAGAGGUGGAGUUUGGCAAUGGCAGUGUGUUCAACUUGUCAGCUGAGUUCUUAAGAGUUCACAGUCCAGCUGUUGACGCCAAGAUUAGGUCCAUUGCUGGUGAAAAGGUGAUAUCGGGGCGGCGUCUGGUGGGGAUCAUGUCUGCAGAACCUGUAGGAAACUAUGGGGUGAGGAUUCUUUUCGAUGACUUGCAUAAGACUGGCAUCUAUUCGUGGGAUUACUUGUAUCAUUUGGGGAGUAACAAGUUUAGCCUCAUGAGAAGUUAUAUCAAGACUCUCAACAAGUAUGGACUCCGCCGAGAUCCGCCUAGAAGGAAAUGAUUUAGGCUCUCCUGCUUUACAAUGAAUCUACUUUCUCAGCCUUUUAUCUAUAGUUGAAGCAGCAUUGGUGGAGAAUGAUGCAGCUUGUUUUAGUUUCGAAGUCAUUGCUUAGAGCCUUAGAGCUAAAGAGUAGGGAGUAAUUCAAUAUCAAUGUCGGUUAUGAACUAUUAUGUCACUGCAUGUUCAUGUUAACCAGUUGGGGUGCUAUACAGAGUUCUUAUUUGAGAAGCCAAUGGAGUUUUAUUUUAGGCUUUGCUUUAGUUGUUAGGUGUUAACACUCAUAUAAUGCAGGUUUUCUCUCACUGUUUCUUUUA